Pogona vitticeps (central bearded dragon) is the source of this 10568-nucleotide messenger RNA. RefSeq names its product sortilin related receptor 1 (gene SORL1). Gene Ontology annotation, biological process: protein retention in Golgi apparatus; protein targeting to lysosome; post-Golgi vesicle-mediated transport. Gene Ontology annotation, molecular function: protein binding. Gene Ontology annotation, cellular component: Golgi apparatus; membrane. Lineage: Eukaryota; Metazoa; Chordata; Lepidosauria; Squamata; Agamidae. The record is from RefSeq and is a predicted model, not a curated record.
GCCGCCGCAUCGCCGCCGCCGCAGCGCAACCGGCGCGGAGCCCAUCAAGGUGUACGGACAGGUUAGCCUGAACGAUUCACACAACCAGAUGGUGGUCCACUGGGCUGGAGAAAAAAGUAACGUGAUCAUCGCUCUGGCUCGGGAUAGUUUAGCCCUGAUGGGUCCCAAAUUAAGUGAUGUGUACGUGUCUUAUGACUAUGGAAAAACCUUUAAAAAGAUCUCGGGGAAGUUCAAUUUUGGCCCAGGGAACGCCAGCCAAGCUGUGAUUGCCCAGUUCUACCACAGUCCAGCUGACAACAAGAGGUAUAUUUUUGUUGACGCCUUCAGUCAGUACCUCUGGCUCACGACGGAUUUUUGCAGGACCAUUCAAGGCUUCUCAAUUCCAUUCAAAGCUGCAGACCUGCUUUUGCACAGCCGGCUACCAAACCUCGUGUUAGGUUUUGAUAAGUCCCAUCCCAACAAACAGCUGUGGAAGUCUGAUGAUUUUGGACAGACGUGGAUAAUGAUCCAUGAACAUGUGAAAUCGUUUUCCUGGGGCAUCGAGCCGUACGACAAGCCAAACACAGUUUACAUAGAACGGCACGAACCAACGCACUCCUCUACGAUCCUUCGCAGCACCGAUUUCUUCCAGACCCGGGAAAACAAAGAGAUUCUCCUGGAGGAGGUGGAAGACUUCCAACUCAGGGACAAAUAUCUGUUUGCGACAAAGGCCGUGCCUCUUCUGGGGGCCCAGCAGCAGACGUCCGUUCAGCUUUGGGUGUCCUUCAACCGCAAACCAAUGCAAGCUGCCCAGUUUGUGACCCGGCACCCUAUUAAGGAAUAUUAUAUUGCGGACACAUCUGAAGACCAGGUGUUUGUGUGUGUUAGUCACAGCAACAACAGCACCAACCUCUACAUCUCCGAAGCGGAAGGCCUGAGGUUUUCGCUGACUUUGGAGAAUAUUCUCUACUACAGCCCCGGAGGAGUUGGGAGUGACACCUUGGUCAGGUAUUUUGCAAACGAGCCGUUUGCUGAUUUCCACCGCGUCGAAGGGGUGCCCGGGGUCUACAUUGCCACCCUGAUCAAUGGCUCCUUCAGUGAAGAGAACAUGCGCUCAGUGAUUACCUUUGACAAGGGGGGGACUUGGGAAUUCCUCCAGCCUCCGGAGUAUACGCGCUAUGGGGAGAAAAUACAUUGCGAGCUUUCUCACGGCUGUUCUCUCCACCUGGCGCAGCGUCUGAGUCAGCUUCUCAGCUUCCAGUUGCGCAGGAUGCCCAUCCUGUCUAAAGAAUCUGCUCCUGGACUCAUAAUCGCCACAGGCUCUGUGGGGAAGAACAUGGCUAGCAAAAUGAAUGUGUAUGUCUCCAGCAGCGCUGGUGUCCGAUGGAAAGAGGUCCUGUCUGGACCCCAUUAUUAUUCUUGGGGUGACCAUGGAGGGAUCCUCAUGGCAGUGACCCAGGGCACAGAGACAAACCAGCUCAAGUACAGCACAAAUGAAGGGGAGACCUGGAAGACAUUCACCUUCUCAGAUAAGCCAGUCUUCAUCUAUGGACUCUUGACAGAACCUGGAGAAAAAAGCACCAUCUUCACCAUCUUUGGAUCUUACAAAGAGAAUGGGCACAGUUGGCUUAUCCUGCAGAUCAACACAACUGACGUACUUGGGGUGCCCUGCACAGAAAAUGAUUACAAGCUGUGGUCCCCCUCAGAUGAGCGAGGCAACGAGUGUCUCUUGGGGCAUAAGACCGUCUAUAAAAGGCGAACUCCCCACGCGACGUGUUUCAAUGGGGAGGAUUUUGAUCGGCCAGUCAUGGUCUCCAACUGUUCCUGCACCCGAGAAGAUUAUGAAUGUGAUUUUGGCUUCAAGCUAAGUGAAGACCUGUCAUUAGAAGUUUGUGUUCCUGAUCCAGAAUUUGCUGGCAAGGCAUAUUCUCCUCCUGUGCCUUGUCCUGUCGGCUCAUCUUACAAGAAGACCAAAGGUUAUCGCAAGAUAUCUGGAGACACUUGUUCGGGGGGUGACGUUGAAGCUCGGCUGGAAGGGGAAUUAGUCCCAUGUCCCUUAGCAGAGGAGAAUGAAUUCAUUCUGUACACUACAAGAUACUCCAUCCACCGGUAUGACCUGUCAUCGGGGGUCAGCGAAGAGUUGCCUGUAACAGGAUUGCGUGGGGCAGUGGCUCUGGACUUUGAUUAUGAUCGCAACUGUUUGUACUGGGCGGAUGUGACACUCGACAUUAUCCAGCGGCUGUGUCUAAACGGGAGCUCUGGACAGGAAGUCAUCAUCAGCAUUGGUCUGGAGACAGUAGAGGCCUUGGCCUUUGAACCCAUCAGUCAGCUGCUCUAUUGGGUGAAUGCCGGCAUUCCCAAAAUUGAGGUUGCCAACCCAGAUGGAGACUUGCGACUUACAGUUUUGAAUUCUUCUGUGCUUGAGCGGCCCCGAGCCUUGACAUUGGUCCCCAAAGAAGGGUUAAUGUUUUGGACUGACUGGGGAGAUUCCAGGCCUGGGAUCUACCGCAGCGAAAUGGAUGGCUCUUCCCCAGCAUGCAUUGUUGCUGAGGGGGUGAGGUGGCCCAAUGGCAUUUCUGUGGACGAUCACUGGAUCUACUGGACAGAGGCCUACAUGGACAGGAUUGAGCGCGUUGACUUCAGUGGCCUGCAGAGAUCGGUGAUCCUGGACAGUCUGCCCCACCCCUACGCCAUUGCUGUUUUUAAGAAUGAGAUCUAUUGGAAUGAUUGGUCGCAGCUGAGCAUUUUCAGAGCCUCCAAAUACAGUGGAUCUAGAAUGGAAACUCUGGUCGAUCAUCUUAACGGGGUGAUGGAUAUGAAAAUCUUCUACCGUGGGAAGACAGCAGGGGAGAACGCCUGCGUGGCCAACCCUUGUAGCCUCCUCUGCCUGCCAAAGUCUAACAACACCUGGAGCUGCAAGUGCCCAGAGGGAGUCUCCAGCCAUGUGCUCCCUUCAGGGGAGGUGAGGUGUAACUGCCCUACCAGGUAUGGUCUGAAGAACAACACCUGUGUGAAGGAAGAAAACGUCUGCCUCUUCAACCAGUACAGAUGCUUCAACGGGAACUGCAUCAACAGCAUCUGGCAAUGUGACAACGACAAUGACUGUGGCGACAUGAGUGAUGAGAAGAACUGCCCGACAACGGUGUGUGAUCCUGAUACUCAGUUCCGGUGCCAUGAAUCUGGGACCUGUGUCCCACUGUCCUACAAGUGUGACCUGGAAGAUGAUUGUGGGGACAACAGCGAUGAGAGCCACUGCGAAGCCCACCAAUGCCGGAAUGAUGAGUUCAGCUGCAAUUCGGGGAUGUGCAUUCGUCUCUCGUGGAAGUGCGAUGGAGACAACGACUGCCGGGACUGGUCCGACGAAGCCAACUGCACCACUGUCUAUCAUACCUGUGAAGCCUCCAGUUUCCAGUGUCACAAUGGCCACUGCAUCCCCCAGAGGUGGGCCUGUGAUGGAGAUGCUGACUGCCAAGAUGGAUCUGACGAGGACCCCACCAACUGCGAGACAAAAUGCAAUGGCUUCCAGUGUCCAAACGGCACCUGCAUCCCAUCCAGUAAGCGAUGUAAUGGAGCACGGGACUGUUCUGACGGCUCGGAUGAGCAUCACUGUGAGCCCCUCUGUACGCAUUACAUGGAUUUUGUGUGCCGAAACCGACAACAGUGCUUGCUUCGUCCCAUGGUGUGUGACGGCACCGUGCACUGUCAAGACGGCUCGGAUGAAGACCCUGCGUACGCCGGAUGCUCCCAAGACCCAGAGUUCCACCACACUUGUGACCAGUUCAGUUUUCAGUGCCAGAAUGGCGUGUGCAUCAGCCUGGUGUGGAAGUGUGAUGGCACGGAUGACUGUGGGGACUAUUCCGAUGAGGCGAACUGUGAAAACCCAACGGAAGCCCCAAACUGUUCUCGGUACUACCAGUUCCAGUGUGACAACGGGCAUUGCAUCCCCAACCGGUGGAAGUGCGAUGAGGAGAACGAUUGUGGGGACUGGUCAGACGAGAAGGUGUGUGGAGGUUCGGCUGUUGUUCCCGUGACAACGACGGCCCCUACCACAUGUUCCCCCAACCACUUCCGGUGUAACAGUGGUGCCUGCAUCAUGAACAGUUGGGUUUGUGACGGAUACCGAGAUUGCGCUGAUGGCUCCGAUGAAGACGCUUGCCCCACUUCGCCUGUCGGGAUCCUGCCGACGUCUGCCGGUGCCCCUGGACGCUGCAGCCGCUUUGAGUUCGAAUGCCAGCACGUGAAGAAGUGCGUCCCAAACUGGAAGCGCUGCGAUGGCUUGAAAGAUUGCCAGGAUGGGACGGACGAGCUCAACUGCCCUACUCACAGUACCUUAUUGUGUCCCAGUGGGUUCAAAUGUGAAGAUGGAGACGUGUGCAUUAUGUUGGCCGAGCGUUGUGAUGGGUUCCUGGAUUGUUUUGAUAGCAGCGAUGAAAGAAACUGCACUGAUGAGAACCUUGUCUAUAAAGUCCAGAACCUACAGUGGACGGCAGAUUUUUCAGGCAACAUCACUCUGACCUGGGCUCGCCCCAAAAAGAUGCCUCUUGCUUCCUGUGUCUACACGAUCCAUUACAGGAUGGUUGGAGAAAGUGUGUGGAAAUCCUUAGAAACUCACAGCAACAAAACCAGCAGUGUCUUGAAGGUGCUGAAGCCCGACUGUACGUACCACGUCAAAGUUCAGGUCCAGUGCUUGACGAAAACCUACAACACCAAUGACUUCAUCACCUUGCGUACCCCGGAAGGAUUGCCAGACCCUCCCCGCCAUCUUCAACUGGUGCUGAAGAAAGAAGCUGAAGGUGUUGUGAUUUGCCAUUGGGCGCCACCAGCCAGCGCCCAUGGCUUGAUCAGAGAAUACGUGGUAGAGUACAGCAGGAGCGGCUCCAAGGAGUGGUCGUCUGUGAGAGCCUCCAGCAAUUACUCAGAAAUCGAGAGCCUGCAGGUCAACUCUCUGUACACAUUCCGAGUUGCCGCGGUAACUAGCCGUGGAGUGGGAAACUGGAGCGAUUCCAAAGCCAUCCGCACGGUAAAAGGAAAAGUUAUUCCAGCACCUACGAUUCAUAUUGAUGGUUACAAUGAAAACUCCAUAAGCUUCACCCUCAAGAUGGAAGGUAACAUUCAGGUGAAUGGAUAUGUAGUGAAAAUCUUCUGGGCUUUUGAUACCCACAGACAAGAAAAAAUAUCCUUGUUCAUCGAUGGUGGAAAGUCGGCACAGACUGUGGGUAAUUUGACGGCACAGACCCCCUAUGAGAUUUCUGCCUGGGCCAAGACGGAGCUGGGUGACAGCCCUCUCUCCUUUGCCCAUGUGGUGACCGCUGGCUCGAGACCAUCCCCUCCCAGCCUGAAAGCCAAAGCUGUCAACCAGACUGCCGUGGAGUGUAACUGGACUGGCCCAAAGAACGUGAUAUAUGGUGUAUUUUAUGCCACCUCUUUCCUGGAGUUGUACCGAAACCCCAACAACGCUACCACCGCCCUCCACAACAUCACGGUCAUCGUCAACAGAGAUGAGCAAUACUUAUUUCUGGUACGUGUGGUUUCUCCGUACCAAGGACCACCUUCCGAUUACAUUGUGGUGAAGAUGAUCCCGGACAAUCGCCUUCCUCCUCGGCACCUCCAUGUCAUACACCUGGCGAAAACAUUUGCGGUCAUUAAGUGGGAGUCACCGUACGAUUCACCUGAUCAGGAUAUGUUGUACGCUGUGUCUGUGAAAGAUUUAGUCCGAAAGACGGAUAGAAAUUACAAGGUGAAGACUCGUAACAGCACGGUGGAGUAUACCAUCAGAAAAUUGGAGCCUGGUGGGAAAUACCAUAUUGUCGUUCAACUGGGAAACAUGAGCAAAGAAGCCAGUUUGAAAAUUAGCACAGUAUCUCUCGCUGCCCCAGAGGCCUUAAAGAUUAUUGCAGAAAAUGACCAUAUCUUGUUGUUUUGGAAGAGUUUAGCCUUAAAAGAAAGCCAGUUCAGUGAAAGCCGGGGCUACGAGAUCCACAUGUUUGACAGUGCAACCAAUAGCACGUCCUAUCUUGGAAAUACCACAGAGAAUGUCUUCAAAGUGUCCAACUUGAAGCCAGGCCACAAUUACUCUUUCGCGGUGCAAGCGCGGUGCCUCUACAAUGGGCAGAUGUGCGGAGAGCCGGCGACGCUGCUCUACAAUGAACUAGCAACGGGCGAAAAUCCUGCGGCCUCUACGAUGGGGAGAUCUACAGACGUGGCCGCCAUUGUGGUACCGAUAUUGUUCUUCUUACUGGUGACCAUGGGCGUAGGUUUCGUCGUCCUGUACAUGCGGCACCGAAGACUUCAGAGCAGCUUCACCGCCUUUGCCAACAGCCACUACAGUUCUCGACUGGGGUCAGCCAUCUUCUCUUCGGGUGAUGAUUUAGGGGACGAGGACGAUGAAGCGCCAAUGAUCACGGGCUUUUCAGAUGACGUCCCCAUGGUGAUAGCGUGAAGUGUGCUUCGGACUCGGGGAAACCAAAAUGGUGUAAAUAUUUUGUUUGAUAAAAAAAGCAAAAAACAGUCAACUGUUUAUUUUACAACAAAAAAAUGCACUUUUGAGUUGCAAUAUGUUAUUUUUGUAUGGGCUGAAAAAAAAUGAAGAAGAUGAUGAUGAAGAAGAAAUAAUUAUUACACUUUGUAGUACACAGCUGUGAACUUCCAAACCAGGUUGAUUUAGCAAUGAGUAUCUGUUGAUGUUGUUUUAACUUUCAAAAUUUUCAUACUUUUGAUUUAGUCUUACGAGGCUGUGCUUGCUGGGCAUGUUUUUAAAGUCUGUGUGUGAGAGAGACUGUUUCUUUUCUGUUGACUGACUCUCAUCCUCAGAGAACUUCCACGGCCAGGGAGAAACCCCUUGAUGCUCGCUCUGUCUUUGAUGUCACAGGGUGGAGCUACGUAGACAUGUUGAAGGAUGGAGGGCCAACAGCCGAUCCGUCUUGAACUCCCUGUUGUAAUGUAUACUAAUGGAAAGUGGUGUCAUGUGAGCCUUUUAGGCAUUUCCCAGCCUUUGUUCAGCUUCUGCUAUAAGGCGAAAGAGGAGGGUCAUGGAAGGGGGUCUAAGAAUGGAGACCCCAGAUUUCUCGCUUUUACCAAUGCCACAGGGGGCAGAGUUCACUCAUUCAGCGACAACCCCCGUCUGCAAAGGAUGAUCCUUAGCUUCGGGGUUCACCCUCCCUUCUAAACCAGAGAUUGAAAGGGUUCGAUUUUAGACCAGACCCCCAAAAUCCCCCACCAUGAUGACUGUGUUAGCUGCAGAAAUCAGGGAGAGGUGGUCCAAAACCCAAAUAUAUUUUUCCUGCACUGCUUGUAUCUUGUGUGUCUGGCCUUAUAUUCUGCUUCUGGACUCUUAGGUGGCAUUAUGGAUCUUUCCCUCCAUUCUCUCCCCACCCAUCCCUUCUUGGAUCCCACACUUGCUUCGGGCCUAAUCCACCAGAUAGUCCCCUCCCCCAUGGUCUGAGCACCUGGCUCUUUUCAAUAUCCAAGACCCACAGAAGGAGCAGAGAGCAGGGAAUCCUGUAAAGCUACAGUGACAUGCCACUUCCAUUACAAUACGUUACGAGAGAGAGAGAGAGAGAGAAAUUGGGAUGGGCCUGUUUUUAGAGGUUGGCCUGUCUGUUCUUUGUCUGCCUCUAAAUUGGAGACAAGGUGAAGGGCUGAAAAGCAGGAUGGCCGUUUCAUGCCAAAGUAAGCAUCAGUAAAAUGGAAGACAGAAGGUUAUCCUGAUUUGCAUAACUUUCCAUGUGCGAAUCGAUUCCAAAAAUUCGAGAUGACCUGCAAAUUUUAAACAGAAUGAUGAUGAUGAUGCUCAGUGACCAAGUGACGUGCUUGGGUGCUGCUCACAGGGGGGCUGAGGUCCAUGAUCUGUCUUCCUGGGGUUCUUUGUCUUUAAAUCUGAUUCGGCCUGGACAGCUUGUUGAAUGGGGGACACCUUCAGAAGGAAGAUGGCUUGAUAGCCAUCCUUCAAGUGGAGAACUCUCCUACGUCUAAGAGGACAUGCGGCCACCCUUCUGAGCAGUCCCUUUGUGACCUUCAUUUCUGAAAACAGAUAAGGUGGUGUAAUAUAGAUGGCUUCUCCAUGGACUUCAUGAGGAGACAUUCCUUCAAAUGCUGCUACAAAUAACCUCCACAGAUUUCUGGAGGACUUUUUAAAAUUCCUUAACUAAGUCUAGUUUCUGGUUCAUGAACCGAUGAACUAAGAGAACCAGUUCUCUCAGGAUCAGAGUCUCAAAUUAGCUGGUUUUUUGUUUUUGUUUUGUUUUUCCUACAAGAGAUUUUAUUUUAAGACAGAUAUUCAGGAAAUACAAAUAUAUAUCUAUAUAUAGCUAUGAAGAGAGAUAAUAAUUCCUGAAAGUUUUACAUUGACUUUUAAACAAUGGUUUGGAUUUUGUUUUGUAUGAGGGUAUAUUUUUGUUUUGUUUUGUUUUCUUAAUUUAUUAGGAAAUCUGCUUUGAGUCAGAGUUCCAGAAUUUCUCAGUCAUGUGCACACUUUAUUGUGUGAAAGAAUGUGCCACUUUAAUCUUUUGCAAAGAUCGUUCGUUAUUUUGUGUCCUGUGGUCGAAUCAGGUAUUAAUGCCAUAGUAAAAAAAAAAAAAAGCACCAAAACACAUUUUAUUUUUUUCUUCUUCGAAUAGUUUGACACACUUUAUGAGAAAGCGAAAAAAGGGGGAAGUGAGGUAGAGUGACAGAACCAAACGAGAAUGAAAUAUAUUCUCCGUAUCACUUAGCAUGUGUUCAUGAAAGCAAACAAUGGUAUAUGACGCACCAAGUUUAUUGUGGGUUUUUUGUUUGCUUUUCUGGUAGAAUUUUUGGAUAAGAGUAAAAUGUGUGUUUCGGUGCUCAGAACGUUCAUGAACACGCUGCUGUCUCCACUGAGAUUUCUCAACCUUUCAAAACCCGUCUACCUUGUCGAUGCACAUAAAAAUCUCUUAUUCAACUCCCCCUCAUUUUGUCUAAAAUGGUGUAAACAACAACACAUCAAAGUGUUUAUAAACUAAGGAGGAGGAGAGAAUGGAUUUCAAUACGUUUAACACGGCUGUGCGUCAUUGGGAAGAUCCAAGAGGCUGCAUGCUAAAGGAUGUCAGGACACAAUGAAUGAAGCCUGGGGUGUGGAAUGGAACUCUUGGUGAUUUCACAGAAGAUCUGGUCUGAUGAUCGAACCUUCCUGUCUAUUUAGGGCUUUGUGGGAGAGUUGGGAAGGCACUUUGAGAGAAGCCACCCCCAACAGCCUAGCUUGACCUUCAGUCUCUUUCUACUGGGCAUUGGGUGGUCUGUUCUCCCUCUUGUAAAGGCACUAAAAAACCCACAGUGGAUCAGGAGAUGGCUGCAGGGGUACAGCACUGAAUUGCUAGCCAUGGCGCCAUAAUGUUUCUCUGCUCUGAGGUUUGGGAGGGGGGCCUGAGUGCAAUGCAGUCUUAGAUGCAGAAGCACCAACUAUUGGAUUGUGCCUCAGGCUUUCCCCUCCCAGCCUUUGACUCAUUAUUGUCAACACAAAAUUCAUAUAUAAAAUAUGCAGCUAGCAGUUAGGUGUUUAUAACAGCUUCCUUCAGCUUACUUUAAAUGCCAUUAGAUUAAUUGCAGAUUUCCCAUUACCUUUCCUUCCUGAUGCCCUGGUGACAUUUUCCCCUCACCUGGUUGAUCAUUCUUGGCUGAUUUUUGUUUGUUUUUUUGAGAAAGAGCUCUCAUUCAUUCCAAACAUUCCUCAGUGGCAGCUGUUGAUGGAACCUCUGUGUUUGUAUGCGCCAUGUUACCUGGUUUCUUGAUGCUGCAAAUUCAGCUAUGCAGAGUUUGGCUCCAAAGUCAGUGUCAGGUAACCCUCUGCCUUUAUGUUUGCAUAAGCAACAGUGGAACUUCGACAAUGCAAAACAGUUAAGCAGUAAAAGCAAGGGCUCGCGGAAAGACCUGUGUUACCUGCAGUCACCAAUGGGAUAUAACCUGGUUGUUCUCUCUCUGUUUGCCUUCUGAAUUGGAAGCAGAUAAGGCUCUGGAGAGGGGUUGGUUUCCCUGACCUUCCAUGAACAGGAUGUAGACCGUCCAUGGGCCAGAGUUCCAGUUAUUGAUGAUGGCUUCAUUGACAAUGGAAUAGUCUCUCUCUGUUUUUUCUUCUCUCUCUCUGUCAUCCACACACACUUACAAACACAGAGUGAUGAAUGUCAACAUUAGCAUAAAGGGACAGAAAGUCCUCCCAAACCAGUUUCCCAGUAUGGUGUGUUGUGGAUGAAAUAGUCUGUGUAUUGAGAUCAGUCCUUUUCUUAGCUUCAUGGUGGAUUCUGGGAACUGUCGUCCAAAAGAUGAACUUCUUUUCACUUUGCAACCCACCUUACAAUCCCCAAAAUGUUAGGAUCCACAGAGCUAAGGCUUCAGGACUGUACAGAUUCACAUUAUCAUGAUUUUAUUCCAGGGGCACCUCAUGAAACUCUACAUCCAAACUUUGUUUUAGAAAGAUGCAUUAGGGAGGGUCAUUUUGAAAGUCUUUCUUGGAUACCAUGCUUUGUUUCCAAAGUUGGAAGGGAAGAAUCCCAAAGCAGAUCGCUUGCUUCUUCCUCCAGUAUAAAAGAAGUGGACACUGUUUGUUGCUGCUGCUGUUUGUUUGUUUUUUGUGUUUUUUU